Messenger RNA from Corythoichthys intestinalis (scribbled pipefish), 1553 nucleotides. It is a transcript of the gene tmed7, whose product is annotated as transmembrane p24 trafficking protein 7. Lineage: Eukaryota; Metazoa; Chordata; Actinopteri; Syngnathiformes; Syngnathidae. The record is from RefSeq and is a predicted model, not a curated record. The coding region runs from base 123 to 767 and encodes 214 amino acids. Gene Ontology annotation, cellular component: COPII-coated ER to Golgi transport vesicle; endoplasmic reticulum-Golgi intermediate compartment; Golgi apparatus. The transcript is spliced from 4 exons. Gene Ontology annotation, biological process: Golgi organization; intracellular protein transport; endoplasmic reticulum to Golgi vesicle-mediated transport.
AGGGCGGGCUAUUACCAAAUGACAGCCAAUGGGCAUGCCCCGUUUGCAAUAACGUUGCCUAGAAUUAGUCGCAUCCGGGUGAGGCACUUACGAGGUCCCUCGCCUUUCUUCAUUUCAAGACAAUGUGCGGCUCGUUGCGAGUGAUAUUGCAGGUGCUGUGGGCCCAGCUCCUCCUGUGCGGCUUGUCGCUGGGCUCUGAGCUUACGUUCGAGCUGCCCGACAAUGCCAAGCAGUGCUUCUACGAAGACAUCACAACUGGAACCAAGUGCACUCUGGAAUUCCAGGUGGUAACAGGCGGCCAUUAUGAUGUGGACUGCCGCCUGGAAGAUCCAGAUGGCACAACGCUCUACAAGGAGAUGAAGAAGCAGUAUGAUAGCUUCACCUUCACUGCGGCCAAGGAUGGCACGUACAAAUUCUGUUUCAGCAAUGAGUUCUCCACAUUCACGCACAAGACGGUCUACUUCGACUUCCAGGUCGGGGAUGAUCCACCGCUCUUCCCCAAUGAGAACAGGGCCACUGCCCUCACCCAUCUGGAGUCAGCCUGUGUGUCAAUCCACGAGGCCCUCAAGUCAGUCAUUGACUACCAGACACACUUCCGCUUGCGUGAGGCGCAAGGACGUAGCCGCGCCGAGGACCUGAACACACGUGUGGCCUUCUGGUCCAUUGGUGAAGCCCUGGUCCUACUAGUGGUCAGCAUCAGCCAGGUGGUCCUGCUCCGGAGCUUCUUCUCCGACAAGAAGACCACCACCACCCGUGUUGGGUCAUAACACUGUGUUGUCUGUAACACAAACACACGCGGCUUGUUUUCAUAGAGCGGAAUAGAACAGCAGAAAGAUUUGCGUCAUAUCACACAUUUUUUUCAGCUGCUGUUGAAACUCACUGUAUGCAAAUAAGUCCUAUACAUAGAUUUGAUUGGUGGUUAAAGCAAAUGAUUGUGCUUUUAAAAAUCUACUGAAUACAGGUGGCAAAAACAAGCCCCUUCAGUAUUUGUAAUCAUUUGUUUUUUUGUUUUGUUCUUUUAAUGUUGUCUUCUUUGUUUGAUUGUUUUUUUGGUGUGUUUUUUUUUUCCGCCAUUUUCACUUAAACUGCUAGGAAUUUAUGAAAUAAAGGAAAAACAGGAUUCAGGAGAUGUUAGCAGCAUGAGCACUCUAUAGUGUUUCACCCAAAAAUGUUCUCAUAAAAAAAAUUUUUUUUUUAAAGUGAUAACCUGUAAAUAUACGUGCAACAAAAGGAAGAAGGCAUAUGAGUUGUAUUGAAGUUUGCAACAUAGUCACAUGUGAUUUGAGCAUUUCUGUAACAAUUUAUAUUUCGGUAUGUUGCAGUUAAGUGGCCUUUUGGCUGUUCCUGAUUAGCUUACAAUUCUACCAAAACAAAAUGUUUUACAAACUACUUUAUAUUCAUGUCUUAAAACCUACGAUUACGCAUAUAGUUAGUUCUCUGUAUUGUAAUGUGGCCCCUUUGGGAAACCUUUCAAUAUACAUGAACUCGGAACCUACCUUCUUAAUGUCAGUGCUACAACACUGCAUGUGUGCGCUGAGACUUUUUUUUUUUUU